UGCCCGCAUCUGCCCAUCCGCCAUCCACGAAACCGACGACACCCACGCCAGAGCUGUUCCGGCGCACCCACGCACCCUCGAAGCUUCUUAUCGCCGUGAACAGCGCCCAGGGCUAGCAAGGUGGCUAUCCCUUGCCAAUAGCGAACAAUGGCGUACCGCGUCAUCACCCAGGUCGUCCUCAUCGGGUCGCGCGUGCUUGGGCGCGCGUUCGCCGAGGCGUACAAGCAGGCAUCGGCGUCGAGCCAGUACCAGCGCGCGCAGGCCAAGAACCCCAACGCCGUCAACUCGACGGGCCGCGCCAACCUCAACACGGGCAUGACGCUGGACGAGGCCUGCAAGAUCCUCAACGUGAAGCCGGCCACGGACGGCAAGGCCGCUGACAUGGAGGAAGUCAUGGAGCGCUUCAAGCGCCUCUUCGACAGCAACGACCCCGAAAAGGGCGGCUCCUUCUACCUGCAGAGCAAGAUCCUGCGCGCCCGCGAGCGCCUCGAGGCCGAGAUCGGCCCCGCCGUCGAGAAGGCCGAGCAGGAGGCUGAGGUCAAGGCCGGCUGGAACCCCAAGAUUUUCAAGGACAGGUAGUACCGAACCGCCGACGUCUAUGGGGAACUGGGGGGGAGCGU
Messenger RNA from Lasiosphaeria miniovina, 620 nucleotides. RefSeq names its product mitochondrial import inner membrane translocase subunit tim16. The transcript has 2 exons. The coding region runs from base 148 to 579 and encodes 143 amino acids. Gene Ontology annotation, cellular component: TIM23 mitochondrial import inner membrane translocase complex. Lineage: Eukaryota; Fungi; Ascomycota; Sordariomycetes; Sordariales; Lasiosphaeriaceae. Gene Ontology annotation, biological process: protein import into mitochondrial matrix. The record is from RefSeq and is a predicted model, not a curated record.